Molecule: messenger RNA, 576 nt
Organism: Clavispora lusitaniae ATCC 42720
Lineage: Eukaryota; Fungi; Ascomycota; Pichiomycetes; Serinales; Metschnikowiaceae
Gene: HAM1
Product: nucleoside triphosphate pyrophosphohydrolase
Biological process (GO): nucleoside triphosphate catabolic process
Cellular component (GO): cytoplasm
Molecular function (GO): nucleoside triphosphate diphosphatase activity
Source: RefSeq, a predicted model, not a curated record
AUGUCGACCAUCACUUUUGUCACGGGUAACGCAAACAAACUCAAAGAGGUUCUCUACAUCUUAGGGGGGAACAACGAUUCAAACACUGUUGGAAAGUUCAACAUUGUCAACAGAUCUUUGGAUGUUGAAGAAAUUCAAGGCACGAUUGAUGAAGUGACUAUUCAUAAAGCAAAAAGUGCUGCACAAUUGAUUGGAGGGCCAGUUUUAGUCGAGGAUACAUGUUUGGCUUUCGAUGCUUUGAAUGAUUUACCGGGCCCUUACGUUAAGUGGUUUUUGAAAGCUAUAGGUCUUAGAGGAUUGGUCGACAUGCUUUACAAAUUCGAUGACAAAGGAGCGAAAGCCGUUUGCACCUUUGGAUACUGCGAAGGUCCCGGGAAAGAAGUUAAAUUGUUCCAAGGUAUUACCAAGGGUACUAUUGUAGAGAGCAGAGGGCCACAGGACUUUGGAUGGGACUCGAUUUUUGAGCCUAACGGCUUCACCGAAACCUAUGCCGAAAUGGAAAAGGCCACCAAGAACUCCAUUUCUCACCGUUACAAAGCUUUGGAGAAAGUUAAGACGUUUUUACUUGAGCAGUAA